AUGGAGGCAAAGGCUGCGGAACUCCUGGCGGCCUUCAAAAACACAGAUCUUUCCGUUGACGCCAAAGUCGCCCACCUGACGGCCAUCAAAUCCGAUAUCAAGCAAAAAAAUGUCCCCGAAGGCGCGAUUCCGACAAUCUUCGAGACCCUUAGGCUCGCCCUCACAUCUCAACACUACUCAGUCCUCGGCGCAGGCUUUUCUACCCUGGGUCACUUUCUGAAGCGGCUCGCAAUCCAAGAUCAGCAGCAAUGGAUCGUAAGCCAGGCGCGGAACUUCUAUCAUGUUCUGAUGGAGCGACUCGGUGACCACAAGGAACGUGUGCGAGCCCAGGCGGCGUCCAUAUUCACUGAACUUUGGUCUGUGGCGGGUAAUGAGGUUGAAUAUUAUGUGCUCGAGACUGCUUUGAUAGGCAAAAAUCCCCGAGCUAAGGAGAUGAGCAUGCUUUGGCUGUCUAAUAUGACAAAAAACCACGGCCUGUUGUUCCGCCAGUACGUGCCUUCUCUGGUCGCGUGCUUGGAGGAUGCAGACAGUGCGGUUCGAGAUACCGCAAGAUUAGUCGUGGUUGAACUUUUCCGCAAUGGCCCCGCGCGAGCUAAAUCCGAUCUGCAAAAACAACUUGUUGCUCGCGGUGUGCGAAAAUCCAUUGCUAACGCUAUUCUUUCUGGGAUUGGACUUGGCAACUCAGAGCCGGAGAGCUCAAACCGGCCUAUCUCUCGCGCCGAACGGCCCAUUUCGGUGAUGUCUGCACGUGCACAUGCGAGGGAGUUACCGGAUGAUGGUAUGUUUUACGAAUUACGAAUUGACCUGAUCAAGAUCAAGUGUUUUGACAAUAUCACAGAGGUGGAGCCUUCCAGAAGUCGACCAGGCUCUUCAAGAGGUCGCCAUGAUCGAUCUACCCCUGCCCCCGAGGCCCCGUUAAGGCCCAAAACUCCAGCUGAACAACCGGGCAUGCAGCAAUUAUCCCAGGAAGAUGACGGAAUUGAGCCCUUCCUUGUCUCAUCUGCCAGGGAUAUUGAUGAUACUGUGCGAGACAUGCUCCCCUGGUUCGAUGGCAAGGAAUCGGAAGACAACUGGCUGAAACGUGAAAAGAACGUUAUUCUGUUUCGUCGACUUACGCGUGGCAAUGGGCCUCACGACUUUACUCAGAGUUACCUUUACGCCGUGAAGACCCUUCUCGAUGGAAUUUUCAGAGUUGUGAACUCUCUACGAACUACACUCUGUACAAAUGGGUGCCUUUUGAUGCAAGAUAUUGCGCGGACUUGCGGUCCGAGGCUCGACCCCAUGGUCGAGAUCAUCAUGCAGAACCUAAUGAAGCUGUGUGCAGCCUUGAAAAAAAUAUCUGCUCAGUAUGGGAAUGCGACUGUCGAUGUCGUCAUUGGUAACGUUUCAUAUAACAUUCGUCUUCUGCAGCACGUCCACUGGGCCUCCCAAGACAAGAACAUGCAGCUGCGUCUUUUUGCAGCUGGAUGGCUCCGAACUCUGAUCAAGCGGCAGUCGCAUCAAAAGAGCACAGUUGAGCAUGGCGGUGGCUUGGACCUUAUUGAAAAAUCCAUCAAGAAAGGCCUGGGAGACGCCAAUCCUGGGGUACGAGAGGCCAUGCGCAGCACCUUCUGGACGUUCUGCGGUGUCUGGCUAGAUCGGGCUAAUACUAUCCUGUCAAAUCUCGACCCAAAAUCGCGCAACCUGUUGGAGAAAGACCCGUCGAAUCCCAAUGCUAGCAAGACUACUUCUACGCCUGUAAAGGGUGCUGCGGGCCCAGGUGCUGCCCGCUCUGCCCUAAAGGAAGCCAUUGCCAGCCGCAAGAAGGCGAUGCCUUCUCGCCCCGAAUCUGCUCAGUCGGCUUCUACCGACUUAGAUCCUGCGCUGAGAUCGUCUGCUCGAACUAUCCCGACUGGAGCACCCCUUUCUUCAUUGUCAUCUGCACCAAUGCGGCCCGGCACGAAACCCCGGCGGCCCGAAAUUAGUCGCCCCGCAACGGCGGACCCUUAUGCUCGUCGGCCUGAUUCAAGAGCAGCGCAGACUGCGAGUAAGCCAGUCGGUUCCCCGAGAUCAGUGCGGUCCAAAGCAUCCACGCCCUCGUCUAAACCGAUUAACGCACCUCGUCUCCGGCCGCACGAGGUUGGACAGGCUGGUACUACUAGAGGCAAGCCUAAGAAGCUUGAUCUUUCGAAAUCUAAGUCUCAUGGUGAUCUCAUGGCAGCUAGCCGUGCUCAUAGCGAUUCUGAUGACAGUCUUGCAAACCAGCCCUCCGUGCAUUGCCCCCAUGUCGACCACCCGAGCGAGUCUGGAGAUCGGAACUCCCCAGCGCCUAUCGUGCUAGAAAGCCCUCCGCUUUCUGCAACACAGCUACCGCUUGUUCGCACUGAGCAAGUUGAAUCUGUCCACGUCGUUUCAGAGCCUGUAGAUGAGCCACAGCUGUCCUCACUUGAAAAACCUACCCCCGCUGAAGCUUUUCCGCGUGUCUCUGAACCCGAAACGGCAACUCCAUUGCGUCAUUCCGAUACAGUUGCUGAUUCUGAAUCGAAUUCUAAGUUACAACCGGAAGAAAUGGUUAUAUACGAGGAUCCUGCUACGCCGAUUGCCACGGAGGCUGAGACACCUCAGAUGUCACCGGUCCAUCAUUUCACCCCUGGCAGAUCUCCUCGUCGUGCUAAUGAGCAAGAGCUCGAAGAAGAUUUGGAGCCAGGGACUCCGGCUAUCUUGGAGACCCCUGUCAAGAGCACUACCCUGGAAAUGAAUCCUAAUCAGGGACUCACUAAUCACGGGGCCAGCGAACCUCUAUUCCCGUCACCCAAAAGGACUCCACUUCGGACAAGCCCCUCUCCCACAAGGAAUCGUCCUCAACCUGCACCCUCCCAGCCUGUCCAUAACGUGGAGCCCACAUCACCACCAAAGCCCGCUGUGGCAGAUACAUUUGAGAGUAGCCUCAAUAACGAAAAUGCCACUGCGCGUAUUACGAAAGCUCCAGAGCUCACCGCAACACCCCGUUCUGCAGCUAAGCCUGGUGCCCUAGAGGAGGUCCCCUUGAACGAAUCUGCUUUGCGGCCGAAUACAGAGACAAGACGCCAGUCUCUUGAAUCUGUAGCCCUGUCAACGACCGAGGAACCAGGCUUUCGCCGCAGUCGGAAGUGGGCAGAGCGGCAUCGGAGCCCAAGCCCUCGAUCGAAGGAUCCUGCCAAUGCGAGGGAGAUGCUCAAUAAAGCGCUCAGCCGUAUUACGUCCAAAACCAUGGAUAUCUCUGGAUACAGGAAGCUGCAGGGGCUGUUCCAAUUCCACGGCGAAGAGAUCGUGUCUCGCGAACAGGACUACUAUUCCAUGAUCGAGGCUUUGCUGAACGAGCUCGAAUCAACACCUACUAGCCGCAAGGAUCACGAUGUGAAGACUCAGAUUCUCGCCACCAUUCGCUCCAUGCUUCUUCGGACAAGUGAGCUCUUCCACAAAUACGAUGUGCCAACGAUGACCUCCAUCAUCCGAGCUCGUCGCCACUACGAAUCUAACUCGCACUUUGUUACGUGCCUAGAAGAGGUUGAAGAGCUGUUGGUCUCACUAAUUCCACCCGAAACGGUCAUCGGGGGUGUUCUCCACGGGCUCGAGUUGGGCCAGGAUGCGAAGAUCGAGGACUUCUAUCGUUCCAUCAUCAUGGGCCUCACCACCAUUCACCAAGCACUCUCACAAGGGCCUGUUGAGCUCUCUGACGAAGUCCUCGCCAGCGUCGGCACUGUGGUCAACCAGCAACUGAGCCACCCCCGACCAGGCGUGCGUAAGCAGGCUACUGAACUUUGCACCCUCCUCAACCUCAAGUUCGGCCUCGACCGUGUCCAGAAGGUCACCCCGCCAGCUGGCGAGGACUCGCUCAACCUGCUCACCUAUUACAUGGCUCGCCGGUCCCAGUGA
Penicillium canariense is the source of this 3894-nucleotide messenger RNA. RefSeq lists its product as uncharacterized. Gene Ontology annotation, cellular component: cytoplasmic microtubule. Lineage: Eukaryota; Fungi; Ascomycota; Eurotiomycetes; Eurotiales; Aspergillaceae. The record is from RefSeq and is a predicted model, not a curated record. The transcript is spliced from 3 exons. Gene Ontology annotation, molecular function: microtubule binding. Bases 1 to 3894 code for a protein of 1297 amino acids. Gene Ontology annotation, biological process: microtubule cytoskeleton organization.